AGCAAGAGGUCAGAACCCUUGCUCAGGCCUCACGCCUCGACUCCUUCGGCUUCCGCGCCCUCUACCCUCGAAGGAGGAGAGGUUCGCGGCCCUGAUUGCAGGAGCUCGGUGAUCGUCGGCUUUAUCUCGCUGGCUAAUUCGAUUGCCGGCGGUUCGUGUUGUUCUCCGUUCUCGAGCGAGGGCGUUUUUGGGAUUUCGCCUGACAGGGCUCUACCGUCGGCGGCUGCUUCUGGUGGUGGCGUGGACUGAAGAAAUGGCGAUGGGGCGUGUUGCGAGAGAGAGGAGGAGGGGUGGUGGUGCGGAGAGAUUGAGGAAUGGUGCGAGGAAUGGGUGGUUUUCGCGGCUUUUAGCGGUUGGUGCGGAAGCGAGGCCGGCUUUCACUGCUUUGACGGUCGGUUUGCUCUUUGGAUCGCCAUUGGCCGAGGCAAGGUCAAUACCCUCUUCGUCUAUGUAUCCCACUCUCGAAGUUGGCGACCGCGUUUUGGCUGAAAAAGUGUCUUACAUCUUUCGACAACCUGAGGUUUCAGACAUUGUAAUAUUCAAGGCGCCUCCAGUUUUGCAGGAAGUUGGCUUUGGCUCGAGUGACGUGUUCAUAAAAAGGAUUGUGGCAAAGGCUGGAGAUUAUGUUGAAGUUACCAAUGGUAAACUUUUGGUGAACGGUGUUGCUCGUGAUGAAGAUUUCAUCUUAGAGGCACUUGGUUAUGAGAUGGAGCCAGUGCUUGUGCCCAAAGGAUAUGUUUUCGUGAUGGGAGACAACCGUAACAACAGUUUUGAUUCCCAUAACUGGGGUCCACUUCCUAUCAGGAACAUAGUUGGUAGAUCAUGGUUCCGCUAUUGGCCUCUGUCCUGGGUAUCCUAUACUCUGCACAAAGCACGCAGCAUCAAGAAUGCCAUUUCUUUCUCGUGACACAAACUGUUCUGCCAUCCCAGCAAGAAUUCAUCUACCUUAGUUUUAUUUUUCACAUUCGCAGUGCAUUCACAAGAGAUGAUGAAACCGCUUAGCAGAGACAUGAAAAAAGAAAGCCAGUACGACUGUGUUUAUUCUUUUUGGAGCGUUAUGAUUUGUUACAUUGAGCGUUUCAGCCGUCAAUCUUUGGAUGGAUACAGCUUAGAACCAAUUUUGUUGACCUCCGUAGCGACUGUUCAAAUGCAAAGAGAGAGGAAAAGCUUGUCAGCGUUGGUUGUUUCCAAUUAAGUUGGUGAUGUUGCAAUCUGUGGAUGACGUUAUUAUCUUCCGUUGUCUCUUUGUUCUAAUGAAUCUAAACCGUAACAAAUGAAUGUAGAUCAUUAUCAACUAUUUUAAAAGUUUAAGUUGUUAGAU
Rhodamnia argentea is the source of this 1321-nucleotide messenger RNA. Its product is annotated as thylakoidal processing peptidase 1, chloroplastic-like. Gene Ontology annotation, molecular function: serine-type endopeptidase activity. The record is from RefSeq and is a predicted model, not a curated record. Gene Ontology annotation, biological process: thylakoid membrane organization. The transcript is spliced from 6 exons. NCBI's taxonomy places the organism in Eukaryota, Viridiplantae, Streptophyta, Magnoliopsida, Myrtales, Myrtaceae. Bases 254 to 907 code for a protein of 217 amino acids. Gene Ontology annotation, cellular component: chloroplast thylakoid membrane.